Messenger RNA from Cornus florida, 621 nucleotides. RefSeq lists its product as uncharacterized. NCBI's taxonomy places the organism in Eukaryota, Viridiplantae, Streptophyta, Magnoliopsida, Cornales, Cornaceae. Bases 1 to 621 code for a protein of 206 amino acids. The transcript has a single exon. The record is from RefSeq and is a predicted model, not a curated record.
AUGAAGAGAAGGAUAGGCAAUGUAAACACUCUACACCAACAGAGCGCAUCAACGCAGAUAAAGUUUGACGGAACAGAUCUAUUACAUGUUCAGAUCCCUCAUGAGGACCCGUUGGUCGUAAGUUUGACAGUAGCCAAAUGCUCGGUGCCCAGAGUUCUGAUUGAUCCUGGAAGUAAUGCGAACAUUAUGCCAAGGGACACAUUUGAUCGGCUCGAGAUCAAACGGGAUCGGCUGCAACCCACCGGGAAUCCUCUACUAGGGUUUGAUGGAAAGCGAGUAGAGCCCGUCGGUACGGUGGAGGUAGCGGUACAUGCUACCGAGAGAGUUCUGAUGGAAACCUUUGUGGUUGUUGAAAUUCAUCCCUCUUACAAUCUUCUGAUAGGCAGAGGGUGGAUCCACAGAGUUCAAGGUGUUCUUUCCACUCUACAUCAGGUAAUGAGAUGCCUGGGGCCAGACGGGACCAAAGUGAUUGACAUUCAUGGGGACCAGGUUGCAGCUAAAAAAUGUUAUUCAGUAACGCUGAAACACGCCAGAAAGGGAAAGCUCUCAUUCGUUCAGCAAGUCCGAUAUAACAAUUUCAAGAGCCUCCCUCCAAGCAGAAUGGGGGGGAGGAGCCAGUGA